UAGCAAAAGUGAAGAGUUACACUAGCCAGUGCCAAAAGCACACAUAAAUCCCAAAAGUAUCAAAACACCAGACCUGAGAGCCUGAGAUGAUAGGAUGGGGGGACGUGUACAAGGUUGUGUCCGGCAUGGCGCCGCUCUAUUUCGCCCUCGUGCUCGGCUACUGCUCGGUGCGGUGGUGGAAGCUCUUCACCCGUGACCAGUGCGACGCCAUCAACCGCCUCGUCAUCUACUUCGCGCUCCCCUUCUUCGCCUUCGACUUCAACGCCCACGCCGGCACGUUCGCCGCCAGCUACCGCGUCCUGGCCGCCGACGCCGUCGCCAAGCUUCUGGUCAUCGUCUCCCUCGCCUUCUGGGCCGCCGCGUCCAGCCGCAAGGCGGCACCCACGUCCUACUCAUGGUGCAUCACCGGCUUCUCGCUGGCCACGCUCAGCAACGGGCUCCUGGUGGGCGCGCCGCUGAUGGACGCCAUGUACGGCAAGUGGGCGCGCGACAUCGUCGUGCAGCUCUCGGUGGUGCAGGCCGUCGUGUGGCUCCCGGUGCUGCUGGUGGUGUUCGAGGCGAGGCAGGCGUGGAUGGAGGUGACGGCGCCGGCGCCGGCACCGGCGCUCGAAGAAGGCCUUCAGGAGGACGUCGACCGGGCAGCAGCCGGAGGCGGCCGGAAGAAGAAGACAGGGUGCGCGUUCUGGGGGCCGCUGCUGCGGAACGUUGGGCUUAAGGUCGUCGGGAAUCCGAACGUGUACGCCAGCCUUCUCGGUGUUCUCUGGUCUAUCGUGGCAAACAGGUGGAACCUGGAGAUACCACUCAUCAUAGAUGGCUCGAUUGAGAUCAUGUCAAAGACUGGCCUGGGAAUCGGCAUGUUCAACAUGGGAUUGUUUAUAGGACUGCAGGAUAAGAUCAUCAUGACAGGGCCAGGAUUGACAACAUUAGGGAUGGUGCUGAGGUUCGUCGCGGCUCCGGCAACCACCAUGGUCGGAGCUAUACUUCUAGGACUUCGUGGUGACGUUCUACGUGUUGCCAUUAUUCAGGCUGCACUGCCUCAGUCUGUGGGAACAUUCUUCUUCGCACGGGAGUACGACCUGCAUGCCGAUGUCCUCAGCACUGCGGUGAUAGCGGGCACAUUGGUUUCGCUCCCUGUGAUAACCGGAUAUUAUGUCGUUUUAGGUUUCAUAUGAUAGAGAAUCAUCCUUGUUUUCGACAUUGGGUUGCACAUCUCAAUAUCCUUAUACUCGAACAAGAAUCCGUAGUGCUUCAACAAUCGAUCGCUCUAAUUGCAGCGAAGCUUUUUCUAUCGCCGAUGCCGGUCUGAGCCUUCAUGGGCUUUCUUUGAGCCAUGGAGGAUUGGACUUCUCCAUGCACACAACAUGCUUCUUCUUUUCCAUAAUGUAAACUUUAAUUACAAGGAUUUGUACAGUAUUUAAUGCACAAUUGUGACCAUUGGUAUA
Lolium perenne is the source of this 1442-nucleotide messenger RNA. RefSeq names its product probable auxin efflux carrier component 5b. Gene Ontology annotation, molecular function: auxin efflux transmembrane transporter activity. NCBI's taxonomy places the organism in Eukaryota, Viridiplantae, Streptophyta, Magnoliopsida, Poales, Poaceae. Gene Ontology annotation, biological process: auxin polar transport; auxin export across the plasma membrane. Gene Ontology annotation, cellular component: endoplasmic reticulum; plasma membrane. The record is from RefSeq and is a predicted model, not a curated record.